AUGAUGAGACAGUUUGAUGUAAAAUUCCACAAGCUGUAUAAAAGCAACAACAAUUAUCAAAACAUAAAUAUACGAGGCUUCAGUGUGAAAUCAGAAGUGGAAAUUGUCUACAAGGAGCCACUGUCACAGUCAGAGAGAGCCGCAGCAGUCAGAAUAUUCAAAUCAUUUGUAGAAAAUAACGGCACAAUAGCUGAGUCUACAAUUGAUAAGGUCCUGGUGGAAGAUAAAACCGGUGAAUUUGUUGAGAUCGAUGUGUGUACAAUAUUCCCAUGCCCCGAGGACAUGGUUUGUGAGAUCGUCAACGGAGUCUGCACAUCUACCUGCGAAAACAAUAUGAUGUAUUGUUUAAAUUCUGGUGUUUGUGUUGCCAGGCAACCAGAUGUCAUAGAAUGCUUAUGCCCUGAAUUAUAUUCUGGAAAUAGAUGUCAAAUCAAAGAAUCAAAAAAUCCAGGUUUAACCCAGCGUGACAUUAUCGGAAUAGUUGCUGGUGUCUUAGCAGGUGUAAUCAUUUUAUUCAUCAUGCUGGUUUUGAUCAUAAAGAGUCAUCGAGUAGAAGAUAAGGAAAAGAAAAAUAAAAAUGUCGACUUUUAUGAAUUGAACCUUUAUGAAGGAGAUUCAACUUUCAACGGAGGACUAGCUGAUGAUAUUCGUGAGACAGAGCUGAAUGAAAAUAAACCCACUAUAGAAAACGAGACCCAAACAGACAUCAAAGCAGUUGUUAUUGAAAACAACAGCUCCCAACAAAAAACAGAAGACAAAGAGCAAACAGAAAAUACUGAUGAUAAAGAGAGAGAAAAUGUGGAUGAUUAUGAUGGAGAAAACUAUUAUCCUACUGAUGACGAAGAUGAAGAACAAGAUGUGGCAGCAGAUAACCAUGACUACCAGCGCAUAAGCACUUUUGAGCAGAGUUCUUUUAAGCCCAGUGAAUUUGAGAUGCGAGAUGAGGUACCCGAUAUUCAUUUGUAA
Messenger RNA from Saccoglossus kowalevskii, 966 nucleotides. RefSeq lists its product as uncharacterized. The record is from RefSeq and is a predicted model, not a curated record. NCBI's taxonomy places the organism in Eukaryota, Metazoa, Hemichordata, Enteropneusta, Harrimaniidae.